This is a messenger RNA of Centropristis striata (black sea bass), 4940 nucleotides long. It is a transcript of the gene itga3b, whose product is annotated as integrin, alpha 3b. NCBI's taxonomy places the organism in Eukaryota, Metazoa, Chordata, Actinopteri, Perciformes, Serranidae. The record is from RefSeq and is a predicted model, not a curated record. Gene Ontology annotation, molecular function: integrin binding. Gene Ontology annotation, biological process: cell-cell adhesion; leukocyte migration; cell-matrix adhesion. The coding region runs from base 139 to 3324 and encodes 1061 amino acids. Gene Ontology annotation, cellular component: integrin complex; external side of plasma membrane. The transcript is spliced from 26 exons.
AGGAGGGGGGACAGCAGCCGGCUCAAUGGGCAGCUCUCUGUGAAGCGCAGCCUACCUGUUGGAGCUCAUUUCGGGAGACUGCCGCUCCGGACCCACGCUGAUCGUGGAUCUGCGGGAAACCCACUGCACUUGCGAGGCAUGAACAGUCUAAACAUGUCUCCCAGACUAUUGCUCUGCGCUGUUUUGGCAGUGUACCACGGGACGCAAACCUGCAGUGGAUUUAACAUAGAUGAACGGUUUCCUGUAAUCAAGGAGGGAAAAACCAAAGGGAGCUUCUUUGGAUUCUCAGUAGCUCUGCAUCAACUGCUGGAUGGCUCCAAAAAGUACAUGCUUCUCACAGGAGCACCCAAAGAAAAAGCACAAUCUCUACGAAAUGUCAAUGAAACAGGUGCCGUCUACUCCUGUCCCAUCACAACAGACACCAGCGACUGCUCCAGAAUGGACCUGGUCACCACAACGAGUCCCUCUGAGAUGGUAGAGGGUAUGUGGCUGGGUGUGACGGUGGCCAGUCAGAGAGAUAAGCAAGAAGGACGUGUGCUGGCAUGCGGACAUCGCUAUGUGAAACUCAUCCCUAGUGGCACAGAUGUGCUGUACCGGAUGAUAGGAAGGUGCUACGUCAGGAGCAACGACCUGACCUACGACAGCAACGAUUUCUGGCAGGAAUACAAAUACGAGCUCUGCAACCCAAACCAAGACUUUCAAAGUGAAGGCUUGUGCAACAUGGGCAUGUCAGGCGGCAUGACAGAGACUGAUGUCUACAUUGGCUCUCCAGGCAGCUACAGGUGGCAAGGAAAUGUUCAUGUAACGUCGAGAGAUCCAGAUCCAGCGAAGGUGUGGGAGGUGGACGACAGAGACUUCAAGCAGAUGAAACGACAGUACAGUUAUCUAGGUUACUCAGUUCUUGAGGAGAAGAAGCUUCUGAUCCAUGACCAGUACACAGUGGUGACAGGGGCUCCCAGGGACGAGUCCAAGGGCUCUGUGACAUUUGGGACUAUCGCUGUCAAACUCGAUCCAUCGUAUACUAUCCCUGGAGAACAAGUGGGCUCGUACUUUGGGAACAGCCUGGCUGUCGCCGACCUCAACAAUGAUGACUGGAAUGACCUGAUAGUGGGUGCCCCAUUUUACUUUGACCGUAUGAAGGAUGAGGGAGGAGCAGUAUAUAUCUUCAUGAAUGAGAAUGGAUCAUUCCAGAAGACCGCCAGCGUGGUGCUGAAAGGUCCAUCGGCCUCUGGCUUUGGCUUUGCAGUGGCUGCCAUCGGCGAUAUCAACCAAGAUGGAUUUCAAGACUUUGCAGUGGGAGCUCCUUUCCAUGACACAGGAAUGCUCUAUAUAUGGAUGGGGAGUAAAGAGGGAAUCUCAAUGGAGCCCAGUCAGGUGAUUGAGGGUAAGUCAGUGGGAAAUGGGGGAUUUCGCACCUUCGGCUACUCCAUCAAUGGAGGGAUGGACGUUGAUGACAACAGUUACCCUGACAUCUUAAUUGGCUCUCUGGAUGACCGCGUGGCCCUGCUCAGGGCUCGACCGGUCCUCCACUUAACCAAGGACUUCACUGUCGGGCCAAAGAUCGUGGAUCCUAGCCAGUGUCCAUCAACGAAUCCAUGCAUCUCAGCGACUCUGUGCUUCUCUUUCACUCUGAGCACUGGAAACAAAGACUUCAAGAAAGAUAUCACGGUGAAGUACACAGUGGAGGCCGACAUGGAGUGGAGGAAAAGCCAUCGUGUUCGUUUUGUGGACACAAAUGCCGACUCGUAUGAAGGCUCAAUGACGCUGCCAUCUUCCAAAAAAAAGUGUCAUACUCUCAAACUGUAUGCAGUGGAGCCUGUGAGGGACAAACUGGAGCCGGUGGUCUUUUCCCUCAACAUAUCCUUAAAUCAGCCAAAACCUAAAUCCAAACGUUCCCUCCAGAACCUGGACUUCUACCCGAUUUUCAGCCAGGAGCAGGACCUCACCAAUAAAGAUGACUUUCACUUUCAGAAGGACUGUGGCUCCGACAACAAAUGUAGCAGCAACCUGCAGCUGACAGCCCAGUUUGUUGAUGAACACGACAAGCCUUACCCCAGACAUGGCGAGUCCCAGAUACUUCAAUUCAACAGCAAUAUGAAGGUAGUAAGGCUGAAUGUGGAGGUGACCAACCUUCCUAGUCGGGGAAGGCUGGCUGAAGACGCUCACCAGGCCAUGCUCAACAUCACCAUCCCUGACGCGCUGAGCUACUCUGGCGUCAGACCAACAAAGGGCCGUGAUGUUGUGUGCACCUUGGACAGCACGGUGAUUUGUGAUCUGGGGAAUCCAUUUCAAGGCAACGAAAAGGUUACAUUUGCCAUCAUAUUUGAGACAUCAGGGAUUGAUUUGUACACACAAGAGAUUGAGUCCCAGCUGCUCCUGUCCACUCUCAGUGAGCAGAAUGACCUGAAGCCUGUGCCCGUGGCCCUGCUGAUUGAAAACACCAUCCUGCCCUCCUUCUCCAUAGAGAACCCACUGGUGCAAACAGAAUUCAGUGGGACGGUGAUGGGCGAGUCAGCCAUGGUCAACACCAGUGACGUGGGUAGUCUGGUGGAGUUCACCUUCAAUGUCAACAUGAGGGGACAGCCCCUGGGAGACAUGGGGACCCUGGCUGUGGAGUUUGAGUGGCCCCAUGAGGUCACCAACGGCAAGUGGCUGCUGUACCUGACCAGGAUUGUUGUUAAAGGGGAAUCAGAGGUGGAAUGUAACCCUGCUGGAGAAGUUGUCAACUCGCGUAACAUGACUUUGUCAGAGAGUGGUCGAAAGCGCACUAAACGACAGCUCGUAGUAGAUGAUCCUGAUCCAACAAAGCCACAUUUUAUUGAGCCACAGGCAGCCAUCACACUGCUCGGCCCUCGCAAAGUGACCUACCUGUUGGAAUGCUCCAAGGGGACAGCACGAUGUGUGACAUUCACCUGUCCGCUGCUCAACAUGACGAACUCAGCCAAGAUUUAUGUCCGCUCCCGUUUGUGGAACAGUACGAUGCUAGAGGACUACGCCAACGCUCUGAGAGUUACAGUCAGAGGUCACGCCACACUGAAGCUCAUCACAGAUAAACCAACCAUCAAGAUGGACGAUCAGACCACCAUGUUCACAGUAGAAAUAGAACCACUGGAGGGGGUGGAGGCACCCUAUGAGCUGCCACUGUGGAUCAUCAUCUCUGCAGCUGUAGCAGGAAUUCUCCUACUGGGAAUAAUCAUUAUUAUACUAUGGAAGUGUGGCUUCUUCCAGAGGGCCAGCAGGAGGGAGAUGUAUGAGGCCAAAGCCCAGAAGGCUGAGAUGAAGAUCCAGCCCUCUGAGACAGAGAGGCUGACUGAGGACUACUGAGGCCCUCACGGGUCCCCCAACAGCGCAUACCAGUGGGGCUUUUGGCUUGGAUUCUUCAAGCGAGCCGUCUACUACCGGAUAAUGCCAAAGCACCAGGGGGUGAAAAUUCGCAAGGCUGAGCGCUAUCAGUUCAAUCUAGGAUUUCAGCCUGAGGAGCCACAGAAAAAGUAUUGGAUCACCAGCUGGACAGAGAUGCAGCAUUACUACUACUGAGGCCUUUAGUUUGGAGCCCUCACCGUCUCACUGGUUUGACACGGGCCAAAGAACACUGGGCUCGGUCGGGCCACAUGCAUGGACCAAUUGUGGAUAGUGCUUUUUUUUUUUUUUUUUUUUUUUACCUUUUAAUAGAUUUCAUCAACAUUUUCAGUGCAAUAUACUGAACAGUUUCAGAGAUUGUAAUUUGUUAAGUAUUUUUCAUGAAUGCAGUGUUGGAAUCGGCGGUUGCAUUCAAGAGUUAAUUGUUUUGAUUACAUUGUUGCCAUGUAUGUUCCAUUUUUUUUCUUUCUGAAUCCAUGCAAGCAAAGUUGCUGGUCACUCAUCAUGUUUAUUCCACCAUGUCUGUUUUCCUCUCUAAUCAGAGUCUGUUGAUCUCCUCUGUCAUUGUGUAUGUUUUCCCUGCUCUGUCCCCAGGCAUCACUUUGUGGUCAGCCGUUUGUAGGCUAUGUAAAAGUUUAAAACCUACAUCAGUCAGUAGGGAGGUCAUUUUCAAACUGCACUUAGAAUACGUUGAUCAUUAUUUACUCUGUUAUGAGCGACUUUAUGUGAAUGUCCAUGUCAGUGUUUGACAUUGUGUCGACUUGCAUCUCAAAUGGUUGUGGCACUGACCUCCGAAAAGUACAAAAGUGACUGUUUUUUUUUUUUUUAAUGCUACGUUGACAAAGUAUUUCCCUGGUUUCAGGGAAUAAACACACAGAGGUAUGGAGAAAAACAGCCAUUCAUCAGUGAAUAAUACAUUUUACAGGCCCAGCUGGACCUGUUUUAAUUAAAUUCCAUGGCAAGAGUCAUCCAAGCAACAAGUUGAAAAGCAAUAGUUUCUUGGCUGGAUGUAGAAUUAAGCCGAAAAUAUACUUGCUUUUAACUACAUGCUGCCAUGUUUAUUGUUUACCUCAUGCAAAUCUGGUAGUUCUGUACAGUCUGAGUUCCCUGGUGCGCCCUCUAGUGGAAUCCUCCAGUAUCACAUUGUACAUUAGCGCAUACGUGAACAAUUCCUUUCCUGAUGCAGUCAGUUGUGUAUGGGAAGGCGUGGUUAAAAAGCAAGUAUAUCUCCAGCCUUAUCCAACAUGUGUUGAUAAGAUGAUGGGAGCACACUUGAUAAUUAUUUAUUACACUGUCUUGUGUUAUUACAGUAAAGAACCUAUCUUUAAAAAAUAUCACAAACAGGGAGUCAUGACACUGGAGUUAAUAAUAGGCCAACAUGAUGUUCUAUAUGUCUGGAGUCUUUUUAAGGUUAUUAAUUGUAUAUAGUGACAAGUUACAGUGAAUUGACUAUUUGAAUGAUUGCUUAUGUCAUUGGCCUCUGUUGUUACUCUGUCCCUAAGCUUUGUAUUUUUUGUAUGAGACAGUAAGAUGACACUUAAAGCCCCCAUUAAAGUCAACCUACAGCACUGAAAACAGAC